CUUGUUCACUGUGAUGAAUAGUGCACAACAUAUAUUUUGACUUGGUUACAUGUAUUUUUAGAAUGCAGUUUAGUCGUAGCGCCGGUUUGCUUCCCCUGUUUCCUGAUCAUGUUGCGACACACACGGAAGUCAGUUUCUGUUGAACUCUGACUGGUGUUGCGAACACUUCGAAAAAGCGACGUCCCGAGAGGCAAGCAACAUGCCCGAGCUGACCGCAAUCGUGGAUAGCGAGGUGAUCACAGCCUACGCCACCUACGUGGUGAUCGUCGUCCUGAAGAUGAUGCUCAUGGCGCCGCUGACGUCAUACUACCGGAUGAAGAAGAAGGUGUUUGCAAACUUGGAAGACACCAAGUUAGCCCAUCCGGUGGAGGAGCCAAAGUUUGUGCGCGUGGAUCCUGACGUCGAGCGCGUACGGAGGUGCCACCAGAACGACCUGGAGAACGUGGUUCCCUUCGUGCUCGUCGGGCUCCUCUACUCGCUGACGGGGCCCGACGCGGCCACGGCCAUCACCUACUUCAGGGUGUUCGCCGCCUCGCGCCUCUGCCACACCGUGGCCUACGUCCUGCCCCUGCCCCAGCCCAGCCGGGCGCUGUCAUGGCUGACCGGGCUGGUGGUCACCUGCUGCAUGGCCUACCGCGUGCUCCUGCAUAACUUCCGCUUGUAGGAAUAAAAACAUGGAGGCUGGAGUGUGUACUCGCGGGGCGGAUGUUUCGUCUGGAAGAGGGGUUAUGAUUGUUUUAAAUUGUUUCCUAGUGUGAACGCUGAAUCACCGCAGCAGAUCGUAAGAAAGAGUAAGUGGUCGUUCGUGUCUUUAAUUUUGUGUCGUGAUUAGGACGUUCUCGUUCCAAGUGUGACCCCGCCUCCUUUAUGAGCGCAUUAAACAAACCCAUUUAAAAAUCAUUUCAACUUUAACAGUGCACUUGCCAAAGUCCUGUCUGAAUCGUUUAGAAUGAUUUAUUUUCAUGUAUUAAAUGUGGUCCCUGUUUUGUCGACUGGUGUAGUGAAUGAAUUGCAUUGUUUGUUUUUUGCACCAACCGCCGAAUGUGCUUAGAAUGAGUAACACAAUCUCUCUGGCAGAACAUGAAGGGCCCAAACGAUGGCCUUGGGAUUUGGAGUACGGUUUUUGUUCUUUCUGCAGCGGCCUUUCUUACUAAUUUGCAAUCCGUUUAUAUGUGACAAAAGUUUUCGCAGGCUUUGACCUUUACUUUCAAUUGGCAGAGGUCGACGCGAGGCGUUCCUCGACUCUCGGGCCCUGAAGGGAAUUUAUUAGGCCACUAGAGGGAGCCCUUUUAAAAGUCAACUGGAUGCGCCGUCAUUACGGCUCCUUUAUGGACCAGGUGCAGCUCAUAAACACGCCUCGGAUCCAGCAAUUAACUUGAUUAGUUUUGUAGGAAAACGUUCCUGGGCAUAUAGCACAAUGCCGCUUUUACUCCAUUACCGAGUAAGCCGAGCAUAUGUGGUUUUAGAAAACACUGCAAAGCCCAUUUUGUUUUUCAGGGGGGUUAUGCUAAUGCAAGAUAGGCUUACGCUAUAUAUUUAUCCACUGUGAGCCACAUUGUUUGAUCUAAUUGUUUUAUAUUUAGAAAUUAAACAAAGCGAAACACGUUCA
Messenger RNA from Gadus morhua (Atlantic cod), 1609 nucleotides. RefSeq names its product microsomal glutathione S-transferase 1. The record is from RefSeq and is a predicted model, not a curated record. Gene Ontology annotation, cellular component: mitochondrion; membrane. Bases 200 to 664 code for a protein of 154 amino acids. The transcript has 4 exons. Lineage: Eukaryota; Metazoa; Chordata; Actinopteri; Gadiformes; Gadidae. Gene Ontology annotation, molecular function: glutathione transferase activity.